AUGAGGAUUGACUCUCUGUCUGACAAUGAGAGGAAAACACUUGAUGUAACAACAACAACACCAAUCACAACAGCAGCAACAUCAACACAAAUCACAACAGCAGCAACAUCAACACCAAUCACAACAGUAACAACAUCAACACCAAUCACAACAGCAGCAACAUCAACACCAAUCACAACAGUAACAACAUCAACACCAAUCACAACAGCAGCAACAUCAACACCAAUCACAACAGCAGCAACAUCAACACCAAUCACAACAGUAACAACAUCAACACCAAUCACAACAGCAGCAACAUCAACACCAAUCACAACAGUAACAACAUCAACACCAAUCACAACAGCAGCAACAUCAACACCAAUCACAACAGCAGCAACAUCAACACCAAUCACAACAGUAACAACAUCAACACCAAUCACAACAGCAGCAACAUCAACACCAAUCACAACAGUAACAACAUCAACACCAAUCACAACAGCAGCAACAUCAACACCAAUCACAACAGUAACAACAUCAACACCAAUCACAACAGCAGCAACAUCAACACCAAUCACAACAGUAACAACAUCAACACCAAUCACAACAGCAGCAACAUCAACACCAAUCACAACAGCAGCAACAUCAACACCAAUCACAACAGUAACAACAUCAACACCAAUCACAACAGCAGCAACAUCAACACCAAUCACAACAGUAACAACAUCAACACCAAUCACAACAGCAGCAACAUCAACACCAAUCACAACAGUAACAACAUCAACACCAAUCACAACAGCAGCAACAUCAACACCAAUCACAACAGUAACAACAUCAACACCAAUCACAACAGCAACAACAUCAACACCAAUCACAACAGUAACAACAACAACACCAAUCACAACAGCAGCAACAUCAACACCAAUCACAACAGCAGCAACAUCAACACAAAUCACAACAGCAGCAACAUCAACACAAAUCACAACAGCAGCAACAUCAACACAAAUCACAACAGCAGCAACAUCAACACCAAUCACAACAGCAGCAACAUCAACACCAAUCACAACAGUAACAACAUCAACACAAAUCACAACAGCAGCAACAUCAACACAAAUCACAACAGCAGCAACAUCAACACAAAUCACAACAGCAGCAACAUCAACACCAAUCACAACAGCAGCAACAUCAACACCAAUCACAACAGUAACAACAUCAACACAAAUCACAACAGCAGCAACAUCAACACAAAUCACAACAGCAGCAACAUCAACACCAAUCACAACAGCAGCAACAUCAACACCAAUCACAACAGUAACAACAUCAACACCAAUCACAACAGUAGCAACAUCAACACCAAUCACAACAGCAGCAACAUCAACACCAAUCACAACAGCAGCAACAUCAACACAAAUCACAACAAAUAAAUAUGAAGAUCAUAGUGUGUUUGAUGUAAGCAUAGACGAGGUGUGUGAGGACCUGAGAAAUGGAAUGGUCACAGAUCUACUGAAGGGGGAGGUGAGGGCUAUAGACGCUGUUUAUCAAGUGAGGUACGACUGUGGCGAUAUAGAAGAAUUGGACCUGCUUUGUUCUGCUAUGAACUCCAAAAGAAAGAACGCUCUGACAUACCAAGCCUCGUUUAGCCGAGGAUAUGGAUGUGAAACUUUGGACGAACCUGUCACUCUAUCCAAUAUUUCGGUACGUGACUUUGUGACAGGGUUGCCUGAAGCUUCAAAUCCAUCUCCUACCAAGGAAUCUGACUCUGUUAGCGCUUCACAGGCUAUGGAGUCAGACAUGCAUGGGGUGCUUGUUUCAGGGUUUCUCGACACCAGUAACAUUAUUGCCCAUCUCCUGAAAGAUGUCCCUGGCAUAGCCAAAAUUCCAUCUGGGUCAAAAGAGAAUGAAUACUUUAUAUUGGAUAACAAGCCUCGGAAAGAACAGAUAGUUGUACUUCACCGCUACUAUACAACUCUCAAGCAACAUAAUGGUUAUAAAAAGAAAGUCACCUGGUUAGGAGAGGGGGGUCUUGAAAGUCCGUUGGCCAUUGUAGAAUACGUUGGGAAAUUUCCUGGGCACGCACCCCACGGCUUAUCUCAAAACGACCAACAACAAUACGUAUGCAAACCCGACUAUGUGAUGGACAACAUUGAAAAAAUGACAGAACAGAAAUGUAAACCUGCGGACAUAUACUUGACACUGAAGGACAAAUACGACCAAACGACAAGACCUGAGAUAGACACAAUUUACCAGAAAGCUCGUUACGUUAAGUCAAAGACAGCUGAAGACAACGGACAAUUACUUACCACAAACAUUGCAGACCAGAUAUGCCAUCUGGACAAUUUGGUUACAGACAAUGACAAUUUCGUACAGGCCUCAAUCAGGACUGGUGGUAAAACCCCGACAUUCUUACUCUAUACAGACGAACAAAUUGAUGAAAUCAAGACAAUAUGUUGCUCUGGACAGACUGCUCUAGGCGUGAACAAGACCUUCAACCUAUGUUAA
Mercenaria mercenaria is the source of this 2475-nucleotide messenger RNA. RefSeq lists its product as uncharacterized. The record is from RefSeq and is a predicted model, not a curated record. Bases 1 to 2475 code for a protein of 824 amino acids. The transcript is spliced from 7 exons. NCBI's taxonomy places the organism in Eukaryota, Metazoa, Mollusca, Bivalvia, Venerida, Veneridae.